UGUGUUGUCGUCACCCAUUCUCAGCCAUCUUGUUGAAACGGAGAGAGCCACACACCUCGAAUAUAAACCCUGUGCUGUCAGUAAAAGCAGAGAAGUUCUAGAAAGAAUGGCAGAAACUCAGACACUCAACUUUGGACCAGAAUGGCUCCGGGCCCUGUCUGGGGGUGGCCAUGGGGGUGGUAGCAGCAGUAGUGUUGCCACCUCACCACCACUCUCUCCUGCAUUGCCAAAGUAUAAACUUGCGGACUACCGCUACGGGAGAGAAGAAAUGCUAGCACUUUAUGUCAAGGAUAGGGAGAUCCCUGUAGACCUACAUGAUAAAGAUUUUCUGCCCAUUUUACAAGAGGAGCCCCUGCCACCGCUGGCACUUGUAGCUUUUACAGAGGAAGAGCAGAGAAAUUUCUCCAUGUCUGUAAACAGUGCAGCGGUGCUCAGGCUGAUGGGAAGAGGAGGGGGUCCGGUGGGGCCAGGGGCACCGAGGGGUCGAAGUACUUCACGGGGAAGAGGACGGGGUAGAGGAGACGGAGGGUUUUACCAAAGAAGUUUUGAUGACGUGGAGGGAGGCUUUGGACGCGGAGGCAGGGAGAUGCACCGCUCCCAAAGCUGGGAGGAGAGGGGAGACAGAAGGUUUGAAAAGCCAGGUCGAAAAGAGUCAGAAGUUGCUCCUGCCCACUUUCCGAUGAAUCAUAUCCGUGCUAACUACGAGGAUGUUGGGACCGGCGUGGGAUGCCUGCCUGUGAGGAAGCACGAUUUUACACGCUCGGAGAGCGAGAAUUGGCGCACGUCCCGUGACGAAGCAAAUGGUGAGGACGGUGACGAGGGGGGCUGGCUCCUGGCAGGUGCCUCGCGACGCGACCGGUGGUGCCCCCCGAGUCCAGACGUGCUGCGGUCGGCAGUGCGGCGAGAGGUGCACCCGGGGGAGCAGCCACGGCAGCGCCGGUUCCCGUUCGACGCCAGAGAGGACGAGCGCGGCUACAGGCGUCCCCGGUCAGGCAGUGGCAGCCUGGAGGAGGAUGGGGGCAGCCUGCCAGAGUGGUGCCUGGAGGAUGCUGAGGAGGAGACGGGCACCUUCGAUUCCUCCGGAGCCUUCCUCUCGCUCAAGGUUCGAAAAGCUCCCAAGCAGCCCAUCCUGGAGGAGGCAGAGCUGGACUUCAGACCCCUGGAGGAGUGUGACGAGGGCCUUGAGGAGGACGGACAGCCCCGGGAGACCAAUAACCCAGACGGAGAGGCAAGAAGAGACCCCGACAGAAAACAGGAUGUGGGGAGAGGGGUAGUGGAGGCGCCGCCUGCUCCCUCGCCUCCAGAACCCCAGCCCUCCGCCCCUCUGCUGCCCCCCAGCCAGCCCGACAGAGCAGAGGAGCCUGAGAGGCCACUUGAGCGAACCCCAGCCCCGGAACACAGGCCAGAGGUCAACAAAGUCCCCCUGCACGUCCCCAUGUCGAUGCCCAUGUCCAACACAAUGCUGGAGUCCCUCCCCAUCCCCCACACCGCAGCACACACUCUCACAGUGUCUCCAGUGUCGGCCAAGUCGUCUACCAUCCAGAUGCAGCAGAAGCCCCCGGACGUGCCCGUGGCUAUGCCCGUCCCGCUGCCCUUCAGCACCAGCCUCAUGGCUCAGAGCACGUCUAUCAUGACCCCCAACAUUAUGGCCCCCAGCACGGGCCUCAUGGCUCCUAUUGGAAGGCCCACGGUCAUGCCGCCACACCACACCAUGGUUGAAGAUGAGAGACUGAAGCACUUUGAACAGGAAGCAGAGAAGAUGGUGGCGUAUCUACAGGACAGUGACGACCGGCUGGCUGCCAAGAGCUCAGCACCCAAACCAGCUGGCCUGCCGCUCACACACGAGGCUGCUCUGAAGUGGUUCUAUAAAGACCCCCAGGGAGAGAUGCAGGGUCCGUUCAGUAACCCGGAGAUGACAGAGUGGUUCCAGGCAGGCUACUUCACAAUGACCCUGCUGGUGAAGAGAGGCUGUGACGAGGUCUUCCAACCCCUGGGGGAGAUCAUCAAAAUGUGGGGCAGGGUCCCCUUCGCCCCUGGACCAGCACCGCCACCCUUACUGGGUGACGCUGGGGACCAGGAGCGUCUGAAACUGCAGCAGGAGCUGACUGCCCUCAACCUGUACCAGCUGCAGCAGCUGCAGUACCAGUACCUGUUGAGGCAGCAGUACGCCCAGGCCCUGGCCCAGCAGAAAGCCCAGGCCCUCAGCUCAGCACCACACCAGCAGCAGCAGCAGCAGCAGCAGCAGAUCAACCUGCUCCUCCAGCAAUACCAGGCCCUCAAGAUGAGAACAUCCGAGAAUCUCUUACCUCCGGUGACGCGGUCCAUGUCUGUACCAGACUCCCAGGGUUCUGUGUGGGAAAUGCAGCACCCCACCUCUCAGGUCUCUUGCACACCAAACAUCCAGCAACCUGCCCCAAGUGCGUGGGAGGGCAGCAGUGUGUGGGAUCUGCCCAUAGACUCCAUGGCCCAGGCCCCCACCAUAGAACAGAUGCAACAGCUGGAGAAGAGCAAGGCUGCUAAGGUCUCUCCUCCUCAUCUACUGGAGAUGGAGCGGCGUGAGGCUGAGCUGAGGGCCAAGAGGGAAGAGGAGGAGAAGGAGAGGAAAAGACUGGAGGAAGCGUUACGGGCCCGACAGGAGGCGGAACGCAAACGCCUGGAGGAGGAGCUAUCACGUCAUAAACAGGAGGAGGAGUUGAGGCAGCGGGAGCAGGAGGCACAGCGCAGACAGAAGGAGGAAGAGGAACGGCAGGCACAGGAGGAGGCCCUCCGCAGACUGGAGGAAAGGAGGAGGGAGGAGGAAGAGCGGAAGCAAAGGGAAGAGUUUCUCCAUAAACAGCAGGAGGAGGAGUGCCGGAUGCAGGAGGAGCUGGAGGCCCUGAGGAGGUGCGAGGAGGAGAAGCGGCUGGAGGAGGAGGCGGUGGCGGCCGCGGUGGCGUUGGCACGGCAACAGCAGGAGGAAGCGAAGAGGAGGGAGCAGGAGGCGGCGAGGCAGCAGGAGCUAGCCAGACAGAGGCAACAGCAGCAGGAGGCGCUCCGCCGACUACAGCUGCAACAGCAGCAGCAACAGCUAGCCCAGAUGAAGCUGCCGUCGUCCUCUAAGUGGGGCCAGCAGUCAGCAGUCACGGCAGCAGCCAUCUCCCAGUCCCAGAACGCCUUGUCGCUUGCUGAGAUCCAGAAAGUGGAGGAGGAGAGGGAACGACAAGCACGAGAAGAGCAGCGGCGCCAGCAAGCAGAGCUCCUAAAGCUCCAGCAGCAGCAGGCCCUGCAGGAGGCCCUGCAGCCUCAGGCCAAGCUCUCUGGUUGGGGCAGCGUGGCCAAGCAGCCGGCCGCCACCAAGUCCCUGCUGGAGAUCCAGAGGGAGGAGGCCCAGCAGGUGAAGCAGAGGAAGGAGCAGGGGGGUGGGAGCCAGCAGCCCAGUCACCCCACCGUCACCCAGCAGAACCGCGCCCAGAACAGAGCUACCACUGCUCUGAGUUCCUCAGUGUGGGGCUCGGUGGCCACCAGCAGCAUGGGCGGAGGGGCUCCUAACUGGGGCGGGGAAAGCAGCAGCAUCUGGGGCGACAGCACAAACUCCAACAUGGGCUUCUGGGACGAGGCGGUGAAGGAGGCGGCCCAGCCCCCGCCACAGGCCCCACCCCCCACCAGGAAGCCCAACGCUCAGAAGAACAACAAGGCCAACGCCAACCUCAGCAGUCGGGCCAAUAAGAAGGUGGAGGAGGAGGAGAAGCUGCUGAAGUUGUUCCAGGGGGUUAAUAAGAGCCAGCAGGAUGGCUUCAUGCAGUGGUGUGAGCAGACCCUGCACACCCUCAACACCGCCAACAACCUGGACGUCCCGACAUUUGCGUCUUUCCUGAAGGAGGUGGACAGUCCGUACGAGGUGCACGACUACGUGCGCGCCUACUUGGGGGACACAUCCGAGGCUAAGGAGUUUGCCAAGCAGUUCCUGGAACGCCGUGCCAAGCAGAAGGCCAACCAACAGAAAGAGCCCCAGGCCCCACAGAACCAGCAGCCGACUCUCAAACAGCGACAGCAACAGCAGGAUUCAGUGUGGGGCGUGAGCGGGACGGGCUCUCAGACUCGGUACCAGUCGAACCACACAAACCUCCAGCAGCAGGCACGUUUCGAGACCGUCACCUCAGGGAAGAAGAAGAAAAAGCAGAAGAUGGUCCGGGCAGACCCCAGCCUGCUAGGUUUUUCUGUGAACGCGGCGUCUGAGAGGUUGAAUAUGGGCGAGAUAGAGACGGUGGAGGACUUUUAAAGGGACUGCUCUGCCGCCACUGACUCAAUCCGUUUUGAACAGCUGUCAUUUUACCCGCCCACGCGUCCCGUCCCCCACCUCCCCGUCCCAAUCCCUUUUACUUUUCUUUUUUGAAAAUGCAUCCUCUUUCUGUUCUGUUUAAGUUAAUUUAAUGUUUGUCAUUGGAAGCUGGGGAUGCUUUCCAGUGCCAAAGGACCCCCACCCAAAAAACAUCCCAAAUGAGUAUUUUGCCCUAUGGGAGACCGGGAGAAGGCUAAUGACGCAGCCAGACAAUCAAACGGAACAUUCACGCAAUGAAACAUUGAACGAACUGACCAAAAAAAUCUAUGAAUUGAAAUCUGACUUCUCUCGGAGAAGAGAGCAGAGCUAAGGGGAUGAGGAGGAUGUGGAUGUCUCUCCCCGUCUAUGGUUGGCUGUUCAGUUCCCUUCUAGUCUCUGGUGUCUGAAAGUGCCCAAAAAGAGAGGCCAUUUCCUGAUGCAAUCAUCUCCCCAUGGAAUUUUUUAAUGUGUGGACAUAAGGGUGGGGAUGUGGGGGGAUUUUCGGUGAAAAAAAAUUGGCAGUUAAACCUUUUUUUUGUUUUUUAUUUAUUGAAAGUUUUUCCUCCCCCUUCCAUUUUGUUAAAUUUUCUCUCCUCCUGUUUUCUGCCAGUUGUUUGUGGAUGAUGGUUGCAUUGUAGGAGCUAAGGAUGUGUGCCCGCUGAUGUCCUGUUUUAAGGACAUGUUCGAAAGUUCCAAGUAGUUAUCCAUUUCUUGUAAAAUACUAGGCUGUUUAAAGAAUAAACUUUCAAUUCUGCAUCUGUAUUAUAAUAUAUGAAAAUGAUGAACUACUGGAGUCAUACUUUUCUAUUGCGGUAUGAAAUAAAACAGUCUCUUGUGUGGGCUGUUCACACUUCUG
Messenger RNA from Salvelinus namaycush (lake trout), 5153 nucleotides. RefSeq names its product GRB10 interacting GYF protein 2 (gene gigyf2). The record is from RefSeq and is a predicted model, not a curated record. Gene Ontology annotation, biological process: insulin-like growth factor receptor signaling pathway. Lineage: Eukaryota; Metazoa; Chordata; Actinopteri; Salmoniformes; Salmonidae. The coding region runs from base 107 to 4258 and encodes 1383 amino acids. The transcript has 28 exons. Gene Ontology annotation, molecular function: protein binding. Gene Ontology annotation, cellular component: proximal dendrite; vesicle; membrane.